UGUCCGCCAUUAAAAAUGGCUCCCCCUCUUCUUCCUUCUCCCCAUCACUGCUCGAUUUCUCCGAUGAAACUCGGUCGACCCGACAUCGUUAAUGGCUAUCUUCUUCAAUCACUCCAUCCCCAUGAACCUUGGGACUUUGGACUCCCUUCUUCUUCCACCUCCCUCACCCCCAUAUUCCAUAACCACACCUUCAACUUACACUGCAACGAGUUCCCAUACUCGGUCGACCAUGUCAACGACUUACUGGAGUCCAGCGCCGAGGAGACUGCCAAUGGCGAAGAGCUUCGAGUUCAUGCAGACCAUGGAAGAAGUAAAGAUGUUGAGGAUCAUGGUUUAACUUUGAUCAGCCUCCUCUUCGAGUGUGCCGUUGCCAUCUCCGUUGAUAACCUCGUCGAGGCGCAACGAAUGCUUCUUGAGCUCACUCAAAUGGCGUCGCCAUACGCGGUAUCGAGUGYGGAGCGUUUGGUUACAUACUUUGCGGCUGCCAUGUCUAGCAGAGUCAUGAACUCCAUAUUGGGUAUUUGCUCUCCUUUACUUAACUACAAAAGCAUAAACAACUCCUUCCAACUUCUCAACAAUGUUUCACCAUUCAUAAAGUUUGCUCAUUUGGUUUGCAACCAAUCUAUACUUGAAUCUCUCUCCCUCCAUGACGAUCGGGUUCACAUUAUCGACCUCGACAUCAUGCAAGGCUUGCAAUGGCCACCGCUUCUGCAAGCUCUCGCCAUGAAAAUAGACGAUAACCGCCCUCGCCAUGUGAGGAUCACCGCCAUGGGCACGACCCUGGAGCUUCUGGUGGACACRGGGAAGCGACUCUCUGACAUUGCUCGACUGCUUGAGUUAUCUUUCGAGUAUAACCCCAUUGUUGCAAAGGUUGGAAAAGUUGAGGCAUCGAUGGUGAAACUCCGGCGAGGGGAGACUCGAGUUGUGAAUUGGGUUCGACACCGUCUUUACGAUGCUACCGAACCAGAUUGGAAAACUAUGGGACUCAUUCAACAAUGGGGGCCUAAAGUUUUCACACUAGUGGAGCAAGACGUGUGCUAUGGAGGUGUGUUUUUGGACCGUUUUGUUAGCUCCCUACACUACUAUUCCGCCAUUUUCGACUCGCUUGGAGCUUUCUCGAGUAGUGAUGACUGUGACAGAAAUCRAGUAGAGCACAACAUUUUAUAUAGGGAGAUCAGCAACAUAUUGGCAAUUGGAGAGGAUGAGAAGUUUAGAGAAUGGAGAAGUGAAUUGAGAAAGUGCUUAAUGGAAGUUCCUAUGAGUGCCAACUCCAUGGCUCAAGCUUGGUUGAUGUUGAACAUGUUUUCUAAUAACCAAGGGUUUAGUGUUGCACAAGGACAAGGUGGGACGCUCGAGCUUAGAUGGAAAAAUACUAGUCUCUAUACCGCUUCUGCAUGGACUACUUGUUCCAGCGAGACAACUACUUAAGUUAUCCCAAAUUAAAAUUACAAAUUUAGUCCCCAGACUCUGAAUG
Molecule: messenger RNA, 1474 nt
Organism: Momordica charantia (bitter melon)
Lineage: Eukaryota; Viridiplantae; Streptophyta; Magnoliopsida; Cucurbitales; Cucurbitaceae
Source: RefSeq, a predicted model, not a curated record